Molecule: messenger RNA, 4944 nt
Organism: Thalassophryne amazonica
Lineage: Eukaryota; Metazoa; Chordata; Actinopteri; Batrachoidiformes; Batrachoididae
Gene: ano3
Product: anoctamin 3
Exons: 25
Coding region: 166-3084 (972 amino acids)
Biological process (GO): chloride transmembrane transport
Cellular component (GO): plasma membrane
Molecular function (GO): protein dimerization activity; chloride channel activity
Source: RefSeq, a predicted model, not a curated record
UGCGGAGCUGAGACAGGUGUUGCUGCUUUUUGCGCAUUGUCCGUGAGGUCGUGUGUGCACGAUGGAAGCCGCGAGAUCACGCACGCCUCCUCUCCCGUGUGCUCUGAAGUCUUGUUUUUGGAAGUACGGAAUUUAAUCCACGCCGGAGACCGACGAAACGUCGCAAUGGUGCAUCACUCGGGCUCCAUUCAGUCCUUCAAGCAGCAGAAAGGCAUGCACACCAGCAUCAGCGAGAUCCUGAAGGAGAAAAGCCUGAAGCCAUCUCGCCGCAGCCUGCCCUGCCUUGCCCAGAGUCAGACGCAGCCUAUUAACCUCAACCACUUCCUGUCCGUGCCUCUGAGACAGGAACCAAAACCGGACACUGAGGACCUGAGUCAGAGCAUCAGCACCUCCUGCAGCCUCCUCCCUCCACACACAGUUGAAGAUGAUAAGGAUCACUACGUGGAGGAGUCUGAAGUGAGCGUGUGUGAAACGAGAACAGAUGAGCCAUUCCUGCAACAGAAGUCUGUUACUCGAGCGACAUUAGAGGCCCGUUCACAUUCACUGCAGGGAAAGAAUAUACCUGAUUCAUCUGGACUCUAUUUCCGAGAUGGGAAGAAGCGUAUUGACUACAUCCUGGUUUAUAAGAAGUCCAGUCUGCAGGUAGAAAAGAGGUGCACGUUUGAGAAGAAUUUGCGUGCUGAGGGUCUGAUGCUGGAGAAGGAGCCCUCCUUGACCAACAACGACAUCAUGUUUGUGAAGGUCCACACUCCUUGGGAUGCGCUUUGCAAAUACGCAGAGCAGAUGAACAUCAGAAUGCCAUUUAGGAAAAAAUGCUACUUUACAGACUGGAAGAGCAAAACUUUGGGCAGGUUUCAUCUGAGAUACUGUCAGAUAAAAAGCUGGCUGCCCCGAAAUCCCAUGAAGCUGGACAAAGAGGCUUUGCCUGAUCUGGAGGAGACCGACUGCUACACAGCCCCAUUCAGCCGAGCACGCCUGCACCACUUCACCAUCAACAACAGAGAGACCUUCUUCUCAAAUUCCACCAGAAGCAGAAUCGUCCAUCAUGUCCUGCAGCGCACUAAGUACGAGGACGGCAAAUCCAAGAUGGGUAUUAACCGAUUAUUGGGUAACAACACAUAUGAGGCUGCUUUUCCCCCACAUGAGGGUGGUUACAAGAGCAGACAUCCCAUUAAAACGCACGGUGCCCAGAACCACAGACACCUCCUUUAUGAGCGCUGGGCCCGCUGGGGCAUCUGGUACAAAUAUCAGCCUCUGGACCUCAUCAGGCGAUACUUUGGGGAGAAAAUUGGUCUUUACUUUGCGUGGCUGGGAUGGUACACGGGUAUGUUGAUCCCUGCUGCCCUAGUUGGAGUUUUUGUCUUCCUCUAUGGUCUCUUCACAAUGGACUCAAGCCAAGUCAGUAAAGAGAUUUGUGAAGCCAACAGCACCAUCAUGUGUCCCAUGUGUGAAGAGAACUGUGAACCCUGGACACUGAGUGACAGUUGUGUUUAUGCGAAGGUGACCCAUCUUUUUGACAAUGGCGGCACUGUUUUCUUUGCGAUCUUCAUGGCUAUUUGGGCCACAGUAUUCCUGGAGUUCUGGAAAAGGAGGAGGGCAGAACUGACUUACGACUGGGAUCUUAUUGAUUGGGAGGAGGAGGAGGAGGAGCUGAGGCCUCAGUUUGAAGCCAAGUACUCCAGGGUGGAGAGAGUGAACCCCAUCUCUGGUAAACCUGAGCCCUUCCAGCCUUUCUCAGACAAACUCAGCAGGCUCAUGGUGUCUGUGUCUGGAAUCUUCUUCAUGAUUUCUCUUGUUCUGACAGCAGUGUUUGCUGUGGUGGUUUUUCGUCUAAUAGCCAUGGAGAAGUUUGCUUCCUUCAACUGGUAUUUUGUGAAGAAGAACUGGCAGUUUGCCACCUCUGGCACAGGCGUCUGCAUCAACUUUAUGAUCAUCAUGUCUCUCAAUGUGGUCUAUGAAAAGGUGUCCUACCUGCUGACAAAUUUAGAGCACCCACGAACAGAAUCUGAGUGGGAGAACAGCUUUGCUCUGAAGAUGUUUCUGUUCCAGUUUGUAAAUCUGAACAGUUCCACAUUCUACAUUGCCUUUUUUCUUGGAAGGUUCGCGGGCAGACCUGGAAAAUAUAAUAAACUCUUCAGUCGAUGGAGGCUAGAGGAGUGUCACCCGAGUGGCUGCUUGAUUGAUCUGUGCCUGCAAAUGGGAGUCAUCAUGUUCUUCAAACAAAUAUGGAACAACUUCAUGGAGCUGGGCUAUCCUUUGCUGCAUAACUGGUGGUCUCGUAGGAAGAUGAGGAAAGGAGGUGGCGGAGGGCAAAACGUCGAAAACAAAGCCCAGCUUCCACAGUGGGACAAAGACUGGAAUCUGCAGCCUAUGAAUGCCCACGGACUGGUGGAUGAAUACCUCGAAAUGGUUCUCCAAUUUGGCUUCACCACCAUCUUUGUGGCCGCAUUCCCGCUGGCUCCACUUCUGGCUCUGCUCAAUAACAUCAUUGAGAUUCGUCUUGACGCCUACAAGUUUGUCACUCAGUGGAGGAGGCCCAUGCCAGCACGGGCCACUGACAUAGGCAUCUGGCACGGAAUUCUCGAAGGUAUCGGUGUGCUGGCAGUCAUCACCAACGCCUUUGUCAUCGCCAUAACAUCAGACUACAUCCCCCGCUUUGUUUACGCCUUCAAAUACGGUCCCUGUGUGGACAAGGGGUACAGACACGAGAAGUGUUUGCGAGGAUACGUGAACAGCAGCCUAUCUGUGUUUGACAUGAGUGACCUGAAGAACAGCAGCCAGUCUGCUUACUGCAGGUACAGAGAUUACAGAGCACCGCCCUGGAGCGCAGUGCCGUAUGAAUUCACCCUGCAGUUCUGGCACGUCUUGGCUGCCCGGUUGGCUUUCAUCAUUGUCUUUGAGCACCUGGUUUUUGGAAUCAAGUCCUUCAUUGCAUACCUCAUUCCGGACAUGCCCAAGGAUCUCUGCGACCGUGUGAGGAGGGAAAAGUAUCUAAUGCAAGAGAUGAUGUACGAAGCCGAGCUGGAACACCUGCAGAAGGAGAGAAAGAAGAAUGGAAGGCGUUAUCACCACGAGUGGCCUUAGCUUUUUACCUCCGUGUCUCCACGUUACCACUCACAGCUGUCAACCCGCAAGCACAACCUCCCCACCUGCUUAUUUAUAUGUUCUAUCUUUAAGAGUGUAGCUUCACACCAAAGAUGCCCUCUUCAGUUAUUAGAUCAUAAACCCUCCAAGGAACAUCUCUGGCUUCAGUCCGAGUCCUAACCUGGGCUGCCGCCGUGACCAUCUGUUCCAUGUCCACUGCUGGCAUUCUUUGUUUCUGGCUAUACAUCAUUCCAUCAGUCCCACCUCGAUUUCUCACCUACCUUCAUAUUGCAGGUUGCCCUUGGAUCCGUGCUGUGGUGGUGGUGGUUGUGGUGGGGGGACUGCGCAAUUGCAGUGUUUACUAUGCAGAUGAAGAUGGUCACUUUGGCACCUGUCCUGCGUUCUCUCUGUGUGGCAGCUAGAGCUCCGCUUUGACUCUCCACUUUCCUGCAACUCCCAGCACAGUUGUAUUUUUCCUCCCAUGAGCAUCAGCAAAGCCGCUAUUACCCAGAAAUGCUAUCAGUUAAUGUGGCAAAGCCUCUGCAGCACUUAUCAUUUGCUGUUGCAAAAGUGAUUCAUAUGGCAACCAAGUACAGUGGAUAAUGUUCUUGCAAACUGACUAUAUAUUGCUCUUGAAGCAUGCUGACAAAAAAAAAAAAAAAUACUUAUUGUGGAUGAUGUGAACAUAGAUUCAAUAUAUUUGACAAAGAAUUCUCUAUGAAAUUACGGAACUUGCAUGGUACUAUUGUUUUGUAACUUUUUGAUAGACAGUCUCUGACUGGCUCUGCCUGGUCCGUGUGUGUUUGUACUGUGUGAGCUGUUUAUUUUUGUGCUACCGCUGAGCUUGACUGUGUAGAUCUGAGGAAAUGUGAACUCAGUGCAAAUUGAUUGUGCCUACAGUUGUGCACACCACAACGGUUUUAUCACCAACAUCACAUGUGCCUGUUUGUGCUGCACUUGCUUUUUAAAAGCAAGAAAUACUUUUCAUUCCUGCAUUCCGUUGUGCGAUGUGCAGUAAACCCUCUGAACCCUGCUGCAAGUAUUUGUUGGAUGUGAGUCACGCCGCAGUACCUACUCGGGGCUCAGCUAAUGCCUCUGAAAUACAUCGACAGUAUGCACUGUAAUGCGACUCCCAUUAUGAACAAUCUGUACAUGUGAAAGCCGGAACCGCAAAUCCGCUCUUCCGUUAUGUGCUGAGUCUGUUUUUCAUUUGCCGUUGGACGCCCUGAAGCUGUUGAAGAUUGGAUCACUCCGACAUACCUGUGGCUUAGAUGUUCAGUUUGUGAAGAAUAUCACCGCACACUAAACAGUCAAUACAUUACUGUUCUUUAUUAAGCACAAAGGUCUGACGACAUUUCACAAAUUAGAUUGUGUUAAUCAGACAGCUGGGAAAGUUGCCUGCAUUGUGGUUGGUUUCAGUGCAAUUCACUUUAUUAACAUAGCACCAAAUUACAACAUAGGUCGGCUCAAGGCGCUUCACAACGAUAAGGUCUAACCUUACCAACCCCCCCCAAAGCAAGCACAUCAGCAACGGUGGUAAGGAAAAACUCAGUUGGGUGUUUUUUUUUAUUGUAGGAACAAACACUGAUUUGAAUAUCCUGGAUUAAAACAGCCAGAUUUGGCCCAUGAGAACUCAGGAAAACAGAAGGUGAUGUCAGCUAUAGGUCAGUCUCACAUUAAUUUGAAUGCAAUCAGUUCAUGUUCCAGUCAUAAUGAAAUCACAGAGUGUAAAUGAAGGUGGAUGGUACGAGCACAGCCUGAGUGUCUCUAUCACCCCCUAGUAGCUGCUUGUAGAACAUGACACUAAACCUGCCUCCCCCUCACACCAAAUUUGAACCAAAUGUAUUAAGACAGAGACAG